Molecule: messenger RNA, 1251 nt
Organism: Adineta steineri
Lineage: Eukaryota; Metazoa; Rotifera; Eurotatoria; Adinetida; Adinetidae
Source: the annotation of a GenBank genome assembly
AUGGAUAAUCCAAAUGAAACACUUGCUACUCUUUUAAAUGCUCCUAUACAUGCAGAUUAUGCUGAUUAUUUCAAUUCAUCACAUUUACAAUAUCAUCAUCAUCAUUAUUUUCAUAAUGCAAAUCGAAUGUAUCAAACUCCUUCAACAUCCUAUUUUACACCUGAACAGUUUGAUCUUCAACAACAACAACAACAACAGCAACAACAAUUAACUACUGAUCAGCAUCAACUCUAUUCAUCCCCAACAGCAAAUACAAAUUAUCUUCAACAUCAUUCAUCUGCUGAUAUUUAUCAUUCACAAUAUCAAUCAACAGCAUCGUCAUCCACACUUUUAACACAUUUACCAUCAUAUGAAACUUAUGCAUCUCCAACAAUUUUAGCUAAUCUUGAGCAACAACAACAGCAUCAACAAAAACCUAAUAUUAUUAAAUAUGAACCAAAUAAUGAUUUAACGAAUAAUUUAAGUGAACAAAGUGGUGGUGAAGAACUUGGUUGUAAUGAUGAUGAAAAAAAAUCAUCAACUAAAAAAUCUAAAUGUAACAAUUCUGCUGGAAAUAAUCCAAAUGGUCGACAACGCCGUCAACGUACACAUUUUUCUAGUCAACAAUUAACACAACUAGAGCAAACAUUUACUAUUAAUCGUUAUCCGGAUUUAGCAACACGUGAAGAUAUUGCAGCAAUGACUAAUUUAACUGAAGCUAAAGUUCGUGUUUGGUUUAAAAAUCGUCGAGCUAAAUGGCGUAAACGUGAAAGAAAUAUGGAUCAUAUACGAAAUUUUUCUCAUAUUGUUCCUCCAUUUGAAAUGUAUGCUCAUCAUCAAACACCACCAUCAUUUAUGUCAACUUAUCCUACAAAUACAAAUUGGGAUACAAUGAAAUCUCCUUCAAGUCCAAAAUCAUCAUCUCAAUCAUCACCCAAUCCAAAUCCAUCGAGUUCAUAUCAAACAGCAACUCCAUGGACACUACCACCAAUGACUUCUUUAACUCAAUCAUUGCCUCUAUCAAAUAAUUACAAUGAUACAUCAUCACCAGCACCACCAAAUACAACUAUAACAUCAUCGUCAUACUAUUCACUGGCGGAUACAAAUCCGAAUAUAUAUACACAUAAUGCGAAUCUUAUGGAACCAUUAUCAUCUCAUCCCUUAACACAAGUUUUAAAAAAUAAAGCAAAACAAAAUGGUUCUAGCUUUCAGUUAUAUGAAAGUUCAACAACAGCGACAACACAGAAUGGAUUUUUUUCCGAAACAAAUUAA